AUGACAUCUUUCGUGGCCAUCGACCACUUCACCAAGGAAACACUCACAGCACUCCAUGCUGAUGAGAAACCAAACUACAGCACCCUCAAAGUCAUUCACCAAGAGUUGAACGCCAAUGCCAUGGCUAUCACCUCAACGUUGGGAGGAGGACACUAUGGACACCUCGCCCUUGUCAUUCCAGCAGCAGCAUUCAAUGCUCUCCCCAAUGCCAUCGCUUGGGUUAACCCCGCUCACCCCGGAGCAGCCCCAGUACACGUAGGACAACCUACAGGAGCUCAGAUUGCAGAAACCAACCGCUUGUAUGCAGCAGAUGAAACGAAAUUUCUUAUCUACAAAGCCACCGAGACGGCCCUACAGAAGCAACUACUUGAAGCCAUCCCAGACACCUACACCAAAGAGCUCAAACACGAGAUGUAUGGAUAUGCCCAGGUCACCACCCUCGCACUACUUACCCACCUCGAUGCAAACUACGGCACAGUCGAACCUGAUGACCUACGAGCCAACCUCAAAAGAAUGACAGCCAAGUAG
Messenger RNA from Seminavis robusta, 528 nucleotides. NCBI's taxonomy places the organism in Eukaryota, Bacillariophyta, Bacillariophyceae, Naviculales, Naviculaceae. The record is from the annotation of a GenBank genome assembly.